CCAAUCAGCGCAGACCACGACGCACACACACAAACAAAGCGCAACUACAACAUUUUCUACAUUUUGCCAGCAUUUAAUUUUCAAUUUCCCGAAUUCACCGGCUAAAAUCAUAGUUUUAAUGAGAUAGAAAGGAUCGCAGGCAGAAUGCAGCUAAUCAAGUGCUUGGUGGUCAUACAGCUCUCCCUUUUGCUGGUGGAGGACGCCCUAGCCGGCCGGGAUUUCUACAAGAUACUGAACAUCAAGAAAAACGCCAACACGAAUGAGGUGAAGAAGGCCUACCGCCGUUUGGCCAAGGAACUGCAUCCGGACAAGAACAAGGACGAUCCGGAUGCCUCGGAGAAGUUCCAGGACCUCGGAGCCGCCUACGAGGUGCUCUCGAACCCAGACAAGCGCAAGACCUACGAUCGCUGCGGCGAGGAGUGCCUGAAAAAGGAGGGCAUGAUGGACCACGGCGGCGAUCCCUUCUCCAGCUUCUUCGGGGACUUUGGCUUCCACUUCGGCAACGGCGACGGUCAGCAGCAGGAUGCUCCGCGUGGCGCCGACAUCGUGAUGAACCUGUACGUCUCGCUGGAGGAGCUCUACUCGGGCAACUUCGUGGAGAUCGUGCGGAAUAAGCCCGUGACGAAGCCCGCCUCGGGAACCAGGAAGUGCAACUGCCGGCAGGAGAUGGUCACCAGGAAUCUGGGGCCCGGCCGCUUCCAGAUGAUCCAGCAAACGGUGUGCGACGAGUGCCCCAACGUGAAGCUGGUCAACGAGGAGCGCACGCUGGAGAUCGAGGUGGAGCAGGGCAUGGUCGAUGGCCAGGAGACGCGCUUCGUGGCCGAGGGCGAGCCCCACAUCGAUGGCGAGCCCGGCGAUCUGCUGGUGCGGGUGCAGCAGAUGCCGCAUCCGCGCUUCCUGCGCAAGGACGAUGAUCUGUACACGAACGUGACCAUCAGCCUGCAGGACGCCCUCGUCGGGUUUUCCAUGGAGAUCAAGCACCUCGAUGGACACCUCGUCCCUGUUACGAGGGAGAAGGUCACGUGGCCAGGGGCCCGCAUCCGCAAGAAGGGCGAGGGCAUGCCCAACUUCGAGAACAACAACCUCACCGGCAACCUGUACAUCACCUUCGACGUGGAGUUCCCCAAAAAGGAUCUCACGGAGGAGGACAAGGAAGCGCUCAAGAAAAUACUCGACCAAUCCUCCAUCAAUCGCGUCUACAAUGGACUGUAAAUCGCC
Drosophila takahashii is the source of this 1218-nucleotide messenger RNA. RefSeq names its product DnaJ homolog shv (gene shv). Gene Ontology annotation, biological process: protein maturation; protein folding. The record is from RefSeq and is a predicted model, not a curated record. Gene Ontology annotation, cellular component: endoplasmic reticulum. Lineage: Eukaryota; Metazoa; Arthropoda; Insecta; Diptera; Drosophilidae. Gene Ontology annotation, molecular function: misfolded protein binding.